Messenger RNA from Aspergillus brunneoviolaceus CBS 621.78, 335 nucleotides. RefSeq lists its product as uncharacterized. The transcript has 2 exons. Lineage: Eukaryota; Fungi; Ascomycota; Eurotiomycetes; Eurotiales; Aspergillaceae. The record is from RefSeq and is a predicted model, not a curated record. Bases 89 to 292 code for a protein of 67 amino acids.
CAGUCAACCGUGACUAGUACUCUCAUCCCGCAAUUUCUAACACCUGCUUUCAUACAACACUCACUCGACUCGACGUCCGAUAAUCACCAUGUUCUCCUGUGCCAACUAUCCUCGUGGCUGCCGUGGCCGUGUGAACAUUAAUGGCGGCAAAUGCCCCGACUGUGUGCAAUUGAAGCUCCGUCACCCUCGGUCAACUUCCCCCUUCGCCCAACCCAGAGAUUACCGUCGAGCCCUGCCGUCGGAGAUCCUGAGCGACUCACCAUACAAGGAGAUGAUCGACCGCUGCGCAUGAUGAAUGACCUGAUGGCAACAUUGCGACGGGCAGGGGCGCAACG